AUGGAUAUCUCUGUUGAAAUACUCAAAAAAGGAUUCAAGAAAUUAUUAAAACUAUUUGAAAACGUUUUACAAUAUAUUCUACAAUCAAAAUACUUUGAAAAUGACGAGGUUUCUGUGAAAAGACAUCAAAAACAUUUCAGUAAAAGCGUACAAGAGAUAAGUGCAAAUGGUGAUAACAAGUGUAUGAAUCAGCGUUCAGAGGAAAUAGUUCUGACAGGCUAUAACCCACAAACAAAGGAAAAGGUGUGGAAAGUCAUUAGACCCCACAGAGAGGAAAGAGUGUCGAGAAAAUAUAUACCACAAACAGAGGAAAAAGUGUCGAGACACAUUAAACCGAGAACAGAAGAAAGAGUGCCGAGAGACAUUAAACCACGCACAGAGGAAAAAGUCUCGAGAGAAAUAAAACCACGCAAUGAGGUAAGAGUGUUGAACAAUAAUGAACCACAGACAGAGGAUAUAAUGUCGAGAGACAUUAAACCACAAACAGAGGAGAGAGUGUCGAAAAACAAUGAACCACAAACAGAUGAAAGAGUGUCGAAAAACAAUGAACCACAAACAGAGGAAAGAGUGUCGAAAAACAAUGAACCACAAACAGAGGAAAGAGUGUCGAUGGACAAUAAAGAACAAACAGAGGAAACAGUGGCGAGAGAAAAUAAACCACAAACAGAGGAAAGAGCAAAAAGACACCACAAAUUACAAAUAGUUUACAUUUGA
Molecule: messenger RNA, 714 nt
Organism: Mya arenaria
Lineage: Eukaryota; Metazoa; Mollusca; Bivalvia; Myida; Myidae
Product: G-protein coupled receptor-associated sorting protein 2-like
Exons: 1
Coding region: 1-714 (237 amino acids)
Source: RefSeq, a predicted model, not a curated record